AUGGGAGGAGGAUUACUGUUGUUGUCCACUUGGGAGCAUUUCAUUGGCAGACUGGCGGCGAAGGGAAACAACGUCUCCAUCUAUUCAAUGGUUCGUAAAUCAAUAGGACCGUUGGGAGAAGGUGUUCACGCCUUGGAAACUGUACUCUCCAACGAUCAAAAAACUGGCGAUAUGUUGGAGACGGUGGACAAAGUUUUUUGGUUCCUCGAAAUGGAACCUGAGCUUUAUGUGACUCCUCAUCGUGUCGGUCUUGAUUAUUUACAUCAUAGCCGUAAAGAUGAGAUUUUCCAGAAGGUGAUGAGCACUCCAUUUGAUUUGGUGAUUGUGGAUGAACUUUUCGCCACAGCACAAGGCGCUAUGGCGUUGAAUUUACGAAAAACGUUCGGCACAAAAGUGGCCACUUUUUCGACGACAGAUAUGUCAAAUUCGUUCAGUAUGUACCGUGCGAUUUCACGUAAUCCGGUGACAAAUCCAAACUACUACUCAAAAGGUUAUAAUAUUCACAAAUUUGAUCUGACCGAUUUUUAUGGACGUUUUGACACCAUCCGUGACGCGAUUGUUGAGCAGGUUGAAGGACUAAAACCUCAUGUGAAAAUCCUUUCGUGGGCCCCACAAAAUGAUAUACUUUCACACAACAAAACAAUUCUAUUUUUCACCCAUGGAGGCUUGAAAAGUGUCAAAGAAGGAAUUUGCUCGGAUACGGCGAUGCUUUUUCUUCCGUUUUUCGCUGAUCAACCUCGCAAUGCUUUGUUUGCACGGGAAUUAGGCGUUGCUGAAUUUAUGUACAAAAAAAAUAUUACCGUGGAUGAACUGUCCUAUAAAAUCCAUAAAGUGCUUGAUGACUCAAAUUACGGUCAGCGAAUACGAAAGACGGAAAUGAGAAGAGAAGAUGGAAAAAAUAUAUCUCCGAUUUGUUGCAAUAGGUUUCAGACAUUGAGAAAAUUUCUGCGACAACAAAAUCGUGAGAAUGUUAAGAUGUCUCGUAGAAGAGCUCUAGUAAUAAGUAUAUUGCCAUUGCGAAGAAUUCUAUUGUAG
Necator americanus (New World hookworm) is the source of this 1035-nucleotide messenger RNA. RefSeq lists its product as uncharacterized. Gene Ontology annotation, molecular function: UDP-glycosyltransferase activity. The coding region runs from base 1 to 1035 and encodes 344 amino acids. The transcript is spliced from 11 exons. The record is from RefSeq and is a predicted model, not a curated record. NCBI's taxonomy places the organism in Eukaryota, Metazoa, Nematoda, Chromadorea, Rhabditida, Ancylostomatidae.